UGAAGUGCAGUCAAGUGUAACCCAAUGAUGAAGUUCUAUUCCGUGCUGUUUUCAGUCUUUCUGCUGAUUAGCGUUUGUCGGUCAUUGCCGGCUUCGGAUGAUGCAACGGCGGAGACUGUACGCUUAGAGAGCGAUAAUAAUGGAGUAGAUAAAUACUCCUUUGCUUAUGAGACCAGUAAUGGCAUUACACGCAACGAAGAGGGUGUCCUGAAGUCGGCCGAAGGGGAUGCAGAGGGUGUGCUCGCAGUGCACGGUUCAACCAGCUGGACAGCACCCGAUGGCAAAAAGUACGAAAUUAGUUUUACUGCUGAUGAAACGGGCUAUCAUCCUAGCUUUAAGCUAGUGCCCUAAAUGAGUGCAUCACUUUAAUAACGAGUAUAAUAGAUCUCUAAGUCUAUAGAACAUUCUCAAAAAAAAAAAAAAAAAA
Molecule: messenger RNA, 427 nt
Organism: Drosophila innubila
Lineage: Eukaryota; Metazoa; Arthropoda; Insecta; Diptera; Drosophilidae
Gene: Cpr65Au
Product: endocuticle structural glycoprotein ABD-5
Exons: 2
Coding region: 25-351 (108 amino acids)
Cellular component (GO): chitin-based extracellular matrix
Molecular function (GO): structural constituent of chitin-based larval cuticle
Source: RefSeq, a predicted model, not a curated record